AUGAACUUGUCGGAAGACUUCCAAGCGAUCGCCAGUGACUUCCAUUGCCAGUUGCUUUCCGGAGGAGGAGGGGGAGGAGGAGGCGGCGGCGGGGCUGUAGGUGCAGGUGGGAGUCCACAACUGCAUCAACAACAUCCGCAUCAGCAGCAGCUCCAGCACCAGCAACUUCAACUCCAGCUUCAGCAUCAUCAACAGCAGCAGCAGCAACAGCCGCCGUCUCCGCAAGCGAGUGAAGGACAGCAGCUCCACCAGCUGCACCCCCUACAACAUCCCCACCAUCCGCAUCAUACGCAUCAUCCUCACCACGUUCCUCUCCACCAUCACCAGCUCCAAUCGGCGGCAUGCCAUCACCAUCACCACCAUCUACAACCUGUCAUCAACAACAACACCAGUUACAGCAAUAAUAACAUUAUUGCGAACAACAACAACUAUCUCAAAUCACCGGCGACCACCUUGAUGCCGCCACCUCCAGCGCCCGGAAACUGCCAGACCUUGAGCAGUGGUAUGCCGCCCUCGGGCAUCAACGUCCCGAACAAUAACGCGAACAGCAGUAACAACCCUUCAAACUGUCCUGCAAACAACAAUGCGAAUGUUGUCAACGCCGAAAGCGAUUCCUCUCUGAGCAGCAACAGCACUACCGGCACCACCAGCGCCAACAGCUCAAACAAUACCGCCUGCACAGCCGCGGCGGGGAAUAACGCCAACAGCUCAUGUGCGAAUUCUGUUCCCACGACGGCGACGUCUACCGCGGCGGCAACAACUACGGCGGUUGUUGCUACAACGACAACGACAGCUACAGCAUCUGCGACUACGACGACGACCACUUCUUCUUGUAGUGGUAACUCCAACGGCAGCAGCAACAACGGUACCAGCACAAGCGUAAACAACAGUUCCUUCCCUGCCACGGACUUCGUUUCCGACAUUCAAAAGUGCCGUUUCCUCUACGAUCGAAACGACCCCAACUUCAAGAACAUAGCUGUCAAAAACAAUCAGUGGCAGGUCAUCGGCAUCAAAUACGGCCUCACAGGGCAAGAGGCCGCUUCGAAGUGGCGAAAUCUGCGGGACAAAUACAGGCAUCUAUACAAGAGAAAAACCAAUGCCACUCAGUCGGGACAAGACUAUAAAGUGGUUUGGAAUCUAUACGAACAGAUGGAAGACUUUUUCAAGUUUGAGGACACGCCCGGCUCCAACAAGAGCGCGAAACCCAUUCCUAUCGCUCCCAAGCCCGAUAUCGCCUACCAGGAAUUCCAAGAGAGACAACAGCAGCAGCAACAACAACAACAGCAACAACAACAGCAGCAACAACAACAGCAGCAACAACAACAGCAGCAGCAACAACAGCAUCAACAGCAACAGCAGCAGCAACAGCACGAAAAAUCUUUCAACCCCGAAGCGGUGAAAACGGAAAGGAAUGACGAUAUGACUCCAAGCUCGAGGCACAUCAAUGAACCCUACUACGGCCAGCACGAUGGCUAUUCCCAAGGUUACUACGGCUCACGCGGCAUGGCGUCGGGCUCUGUCGCCGCUCCUGCUCGGAAUCUACAAGGCUAUCCCGACGCUCGCGUUCAAGCGUGCUCCAGUCAGUAUCCCGCCAGUCAUCCGUCGAUGCGGGGCGCGACCGCGUUCCGGGGCUAUUCCGGCGCAGGCCACAAAAACAUGCACUACGGCUAUGCUCAUUAUCCUAUGCAGUACCAUGGCCAAAAGCCACAGACAUUACAACCUCUACAACCACCGCCGCCACCUCCGCCGACAGCUCAACAACAACAAGCUCAGCAACAACAACACUCCACCUCGGGCGGCCUCAGCCCCCACAAACCAGCAAACAACGCGAUUGGCCACUCGGGCCACAUGGCCUACGGGUUGUUCAACCCAGCGCUACAAACCACCGUCUCCACGGGCAUCGGCGAUUCUUCAUUGACGACAACAACCACUUCAAGUUACUCUCAGGCAUCUACAACUACCUCAACAACGUACAGCGCAUCUGGUCCUCAUAAUAAUAAUUCUCAUCACGGAUCCUGCGCUGCAGCUCCCAAUCAUCCGCACUCGUUGUCUCAAACAAGUCCUGCGGCACAAGCGGGCGGCGGCGCUGGCGGCUACCAGGCGGCCUCGGUGCCCACACCGGCUGCCGGAAUGGCAUCCGGGGCAAAAGGAAUGCCGACAUCAGGAGGGGGCUAUUGUCUCCUCACGUCUCAUACGCCACCUACACCGCCGUCAUCGACCGGUUCUCAGGUUUCCCCACCGACUCCGACGUCAUCAUCGUCGUCUUGCUGUCCGUCGGCGCCUUCGAAUCAGACAUCCCCGACGAACCCCUCGACGUUCGCCACUCCUCCCCCAACGCCGUCGGUGCCGGUGUCGACUUCCAUGUCGGUCGAUUUACCUUCGCCGACUGUCGCGGUAGCGAAGGAAACCGCCAGAAGUCCCGAAAGCCAAGAUCUCGUUUCAUCGGCUUCAGCUCAACUGGCAAUGGCGAUAUCGUGCGCGACUGGCUCACAUUCCCCAAAUAUCGGUCGAGAGAAUCCGUCCGAGAGCGAAGACGACACAAGUCUGUGUAAUCUUCAUAACGAGGAGCCGUGGAGUACUGCUAGUUAUUCGAGUGGCCUCGGUGUCUCAAGCGGAGGAUAUUCCGCUGCGGCCGCUGCUUCCUCAUCUUCGCCGGCGACAGGAUUCUUCCCGUCACCGCCUCAGAGAACAUCGUCCCCCAGCGAUUGCCAAGAGGACGGUUAUCAUUUCGGCAUGAUGGUGUGCCAAAGACUCCGAAACCUCGGCUGUUCCAGCAAACGUCGGAAGGUUAUGUCGGACAUCGAUAGAGUGUUGAAAUAUGCAGAGGAGUCGACCGCUUUCAAAUAG
Galendromus occidentalis (western predatory mite) is the source of this 2847-nucleotide messenger RNA. RefSeq names its product probable serine/threonine-protein kinase yakA. Bases 1 to 2847 code for a protein of 948 amino acids. The transcript is spliced from 6 exons. The record is from RefSeq and is a predicted model, not a curated record. NCBI's taxonomy places the organism in Eukaryota, Metazoa, Arthropoda, Arachnida, Mesostigmata, Phytoseiidae.